AAGACGCGUAGUUAAUACACGCAACAAAUGUAGAUUGCGUAUUUUAGCGGGAGAGGCAGUUAACUUCAAAACUUCCACCCGUUUUCAAAGACAGCAAACGAGUGAAUCCCCUUAAAGCGUGAGGCAAGGCAGCUGUUUCCUGGGUGCUGUGGAUUACGCCGCGAACAAGGAGAAUAGCCGGUGCUCGGAUUCAUUCUCAUAUCCUCAGCCAUUUUGACUGCACGCCUAAGGGCUAUUUUUCUUCUCCGCUCCUCCUCUGUACGUGUACACGGUUUGCAAAUUGGUUGCAACUCCGUGCCAAAUAAGUGCGGUGAGAUGGAUUCGCUUUUCAAUAUUUAAUUGGACAGCGUUAUACCGAGACAAGCGGCCAGACGUGGAGGACUUGAACGCAGUUGUUUUGUCAACAGAGGAGAGACCUUAUUAUCUGAAUAAGGAUGGCGUGCUACCUGUUGGGAAUUUACCUGCUACUUGCUUUCGGUAUUUUGCAAAGCUCGAGUGGUACCACUGCAAAGGAGAUUACGUGUCAAGAAAUAUCUGUACCUUUGUGUAAAGGAAUAGGAUAUAACUACACGUAUAUGCCAAACCAGUUCAACCAUGACACUCAAGACGAAGCGGGCUUGGAGGUCCACCAGUUUUGGCCUCUCGUAGAAAUACAGUGUUCACCGGAUCUCAAAUUCUUCCUCUGCAGCAUGUACACUCCUAUUUGCCUAGAGGACUACAAGAAACCGCUACCGCCUUGCCGGAGUGUCUGCGAGAGGGCAAGGGCAGGCUGCGCGCCGCUGAUGAGGCAGUACGGCUUCCCGUGGCCAGACCGCAUGAGAUGCGACCUGCUACCGGUGCAAGGGACUCCAGACACUCUUUGUAUGGACUAUAACAGAACUGACUCCACCACUGUUUCUCCAGUUCUUUCAAAGCCUACCAAUUAUCCAGGUAAGACGUAUAAUCCUAACAAAAACAAUAGUCGCCGACCCAGCAAGCCCAAACCCCCGGGAUCACCCUGCGAACCGGGCUGCCAGUGCCGUACACCCAUGGUGCCGGUUAUUAGCGAUCGACAUCCGCUUUACAAUCGUGUCAAGACUGGACAGACACUGAACUGCGCAAUGCCCUGCCACAACCCCUAUUUCACCCAAGACGAGAGAACGUUCACGGCGUUCUGGAUUGGACUGUGGUCUGUGUUGUGUUUCAUAUCCACGUUUGCAACAGUAGCCACUUUUUUAAUCGACAUGGAAAGAUUUAAGUAUCCGGAGAGGCCAAUCAUAUUUCUCUCUGCCUGCUACAUGUUUGUCUCCAUCGGUUACAUUGUUCGACUAAUCGCAGGACAUGAAAAGGUGGCGUGCAACCGGGAGUAUGACGUGGAACACAUACAUUACGAGACAACUGGCCCUGCGCUUUGCACUGUUGUGUUUCUUUUGAUAUACUUUUUCGGGAUGGCCAGUUCAAUCUGGUGGGUGAUAUUGUCGCUCACAUGGUUCCUGGCGGCCGGCAUGAAGUGGGGGAAUGAGGCCAUUGCAAGUUACUCACAGUAUUUUCACCUGGCUGCUUGGUUAAUCCCCAGCAUGAAAUCCAUUGCAGUUUUGGCUCUUAGUUCAGUGGACGGUGACCCAGUAGCAGGGAUAUGCUAUGUGGGCAAUCAGAAUUUAGACAAUCUCAGGGGCUUUGUUUUGGCACCCUUGGUCAUUUAUUUAUUUAUUGGCACAAUGUUCCUUUUGGCAGGGUUUGUGUCACUGUUCAGAAUCCGCAGUGUCAUCAAACAAGGUGGCACAAAAACGGACAAACUGGAGAAGCUGAUGAUCCGAAUAGGCAUCUUUACAGUGCUCUACACUGUACCUGCCACCAUUAUAGUUGCGUGCUAUUUUUAUGAGCAGCACAACCGACAGAGUUGGGAAAUCAGCCACAAUUGUUGCUUAAUGGAGCAGGACCUUAAAAAGCCGGACUAUGCCGUCUUUAUGCUGAAGUACUUUAUGUGCCUUUUAGUGGGUAUCACGUCUGGCGUAUGGAUUUGGUCUGGAAAGACGCUGGAGUCCUGGCGGACUUUUUGUACGCGCUGCUGCUGGGGGAGCAAAGGAACCAGUGGCUCAAUGUACAGCGACGUAAGCACAGGAUUAACUUGGAGGUCGGGCACUGCAAGCUCAGUGUCUUGCCCCAAGCAGAUGCCAUUGUCGCAGGUUUAACAUAACGGGCUGCUAAUUGUUGUGGAGAUAGCCCAUUCGCCUGUCUCUGACAUUUGCAUACAAAUUAACUAUUGCUGGUUUUCCAUAAGAACGCGUUUGGGGGACUGGUUUUACAGAUGGAUGCUACCUGGCAUGACCACUACUUAAUUCCAAUCCACUAACAUCCCUGACAGGCUACAAUCAGUUUCUGGUCAACUGAACUGAGAGUAGGCUAACCGCCUCGCUGCAAAUCAUUCAGAAUGGUUUGCUCUCCAAAAGUGCAUACUGCAAAGUGAAACUUUUGUAAUGUUAAAGUUGUACCACGGUGUCAGGUAGUUCAGAGUACCUUUCACAACAACUUCGAAUAUCAAAGAUGGUUUCAAAAUAAGCCUUAAUGUCAUAGCGCCCAAAUAUAAUACGGGUUAUUAAUGUUUUUAAAGGAUAAAGUGUAUUUAUGUAAUGUACAAAUGUGUAAAUUCUGUACAAAAGGAGAUUUAUAAAAUAUUGUAAAUUUGUACAAAUGUAGAUGUCACUUUGAAAGCCAAUAUGACCUUUAUUUUGUCAAUAAAACUAUU
Alosa sapidissima (American shad) is the source of this 2725-nucleotide messenger RNA. It is a transcript of the gene fzd8a, whose product is annotated as frizzled class receptor 8a. Bases 435 to 2171 code for a protein of 578 amino acids. The record is from RefSeq and is a predicted model, not a curated record. Gene Ontology annotation, cellular component: plasma membrane. Gene Ontology annotation, biological process: non-canonical Wnt signaling pathway; canonical Wnt signaling pathway. Lineage: Eukaryota; Metazoa; Chordata; Actinopteri; Clupeiformes; Clupeidae. The transcript has a single exon. Gene Ontology annotation, molecular function: Wnt receptor activity; Wnt-protein binding.